UCUCUCUCCGCGGCCGGAUUAAAGAUGGCGCCCUCUCGUGUGUUGAGAUGCUGUCAGCGGGGCUUAUCGUGGAUCCCUGUUAUCUUCAUUAACCUGGUCGUAUGCUGGUCCUACUACGCCUACGUCGUGCAGCUCUGCAUCUACACAAUCCCUAACCCUGAAGAGCAAGUUAUUUAUCUGGUAGUCUUUCAUGUUUGCUUUGUAAUGUUUAUGUGGUCAUACUGGAAAACUAUCAUUUCCAAGCCCAGCAAUCCUUCAAAGGAGUUCUUUUUGCCGAAGGCAGAAAAGGAGCAAUAUGAAAAGGAGGAGAGGCCGGAAGCCCAGCAGGAGAUCCUCAAGAAAGUGGCCAGAAAUUUACCCAUUUACACUCGUACAGGCUCUGGAGCAAUCCGCUACUGUGACUGCUGUCAGCUGAUCAAACCGGACAGAUGUCAUCACUGCUCUACCUGUGACCAGUGUGUUCUAAAAAUGGAUCAUCACUGCCCCUGGGUCAAUAACUGUGUGGGUUUCUCAAACUACAAGUUCUUUGUGCUGUUCCUGGCGUACUCCAUGCUGUACUGUGUUUUUAUUGCGUCCACCGUAUUGCAGUAUUUCAUCAAAUUCUGGACACUUUGCAGGAGAAGAGCAAUAGAGCAUUGUCCAGAGAAUCAGAUAGACACUCACGCCAAGUUCCACGUGCUGUUCCUCUUCUUCGUGGCAGCCAUGUUCUUCGUCAGCAUCAUGUCCCUGUUCACCUACCACAUCUGGCUCAUCGCCAAGAACAGGACGACUAUAGAGGCCUUCAGAGCGCCGGUGUUCAGAAACGGCCCUGAUAAAAACGGCUUUACUGUGGGCUUCUACAAGAAUCUCACCCAGGUUUUUGGAGACCAAAAGAGAUACUGGUGCUUACCUAUUUACACCAGUUUGGGAGAUGGUUAUACAUUCCCCACUCGAUUAGUCAACCUUGAUUCUGAACAAGGAAAUGUAGACCACCAGGCCGACCCAAAAAGUUCUGUAGACGGCCAAGUCAACAGCAGGCCUCUGAGUGACUCACUGAACCAUCUCCUGAGCAACGAUGUGCAUUCAGAUGAACAGAAGGACAGCAACAGUGCAAAGACUGAUAAUGGUCUGACCGUCACCGUCACUAUGGAGAGUGAGUCUUAAACAUGAUCUUCAGGCCAGGAAAGAGUGUACCAAGGCCAGUCUGAUCACAUUCGGAGCUGUAAACUCAACGUUUAACUCCAGAGACCACAGAGCCAAUCCAAAUGCCUUAAGCUUAGCAGCUCCCAUCGAUCGCCAUGGAAACCGGUAACCAAUGAACACGCAUGUGAAGCAUCAUCCAUGUUACUAUGGACUUUUCUCAUUUCUCAGUACUGUCUCUACUGUACUAAUGGGACCUCUCUCAAUAUCACAUGACUUAUAUACACACACAAUACACACACACACAAUACACACACACAAUACACACACAUACAAACACACACAAACACAAACUCACACACACACACAAUACACACACAAUACACACACAUACAAACACACACUCAAUACACACACUCAAUACACACACAUACAAACACACACAAUACACACACACACAAUACACACACACAAUACACACACAUACAAACACACACAAACACAAACUCACACAAACACAAACUCACACACACACACAAUACACACACAAUACACACACAUACAAACACACACUCAAUACACACACACAAUACACACACACACACAAUACACACACAUACAAACACACACACAAUACACACACACAAUACACACACACACACAAUACACACACAAUACACACACACACUCAAUACACACACAAUACACACACACAAUACACACACACACACAAUACACACACAAUACACACACACAAUACACACACACACACAAUACACACACAAUACACACACAAUACACACACAUACAAACACACACUCAAUACACACACUCAAUACACACACAAUACACACACACAAUACACACACUCACACACACACACAAUACAAACACACACUCACACACACACACACACACACAAUACACACACAAUACACACACUCACACACACACAAUACACACAAUACACACACACAAUACACACACUCACACACACACACAAUACAAACACACACUCACACACACACACACACACAAUACACACACAAUACACACAAUACACACACACACACAAUACACACAAUACACACACACACACACAAUACACACACACACACAAUACACACACAAUACACACACACACACAAUACACACACUCACACACACAAUACACACACUCACACACACACACAAUACACACACAAUACACACACAUACAAACACACACUCAAUACACACACACAAUACACACACACACACAAUACACACACAUACAAACACACACACAAUACACACACACAAUACACACACACACACAAUACACACACAAUACACACACAAUACACACACACACUCAAUACACACACAAUACACACACACAAUACACACACACACACAAUACACACACAAUACACACACACAAUACACACACACACACAAUACACACACAAUACACACACAAUACACACACAUACAAACACACACUCAAUACACACACUCAAUACACACACAAUACACACACACAAUACACACACUCACACACACACACAAUACAAACACACACUCACACACACACACACACACAAUACACACACAAUACACACAAUACACACACACACACAAUACACACAAUACACACACACACACACAAUACACACACACACACAAUACACACACAAUACACACACACACACAAUACACACACACACACACAAUACACACACACACACAAUACACACACAAUACACACACACACACAAUACACACACUCACACACACAAUACACACACACACACAAUACACACACACAAACACAAACUCACACACACACUUUUUUGACCAAAUAAUCCAGUUGAAUUUUUUGUUUGUUUUUGUUUCUUUUAUUUGAACUGAUUUUGGAAAUCUUAUGUUUUUCACUUUGACUUUUUUAAGACAAACCAGAUAAACGAUAAAUGAACUGAUUCUGGAACAGUGAUGGUACUUGAAACACUUAUCUUUUUUUUGUUUGUUGUUGUUUUUUAUUUUUUAUUAUAAAAAUAUUUUUAUCACCAUUAAGUAAAGAAAACAUUGGUGUAAUUAGUAAUAAACACUACAGUCUAAUCAGUGCGCAGAAGAACAAGAGCAGGAUUGUUAGGCCGGUUGAAGGCUAGUUUAUUUUAUUUAUUUUUUUAAUCUAAUCUGUUUGUCACUUUUCUAACAGAUGGUGGUUUUCCAUGCUCAAAAAAAUAAUCCAGUUAUUUAAAAAAAAAAAAACAGAAAAUCUUUUGACUUGAAGCACAGAGAGAAGCCUGUGGGCAAACGCUGAAGUAAAAUGUGAAAUGUUGUUUUUAAAUACUUUUUCUAACUUUCUGUAGAGAUUCAGAGCAGCUUAAUGUUGGAUUAAAUAAUGCAGGAAAGUGUUUCUCUGUUAUCAAGCUCUCUGAAAUGCUUCUUCUUUUGAAUGAGGGCUUAAAACUUUGCUGAAACGCAAAUGAGCAACUUUCUGUUUGUAAUUUGCAUCAGAAUCUGAAGCUGAGAGCGGGUACUAAAUUAUUUCCCAUUAGAAGCUCAUUAAACAGGAUAAAGUCAUCCUCACAUUUCAGCUUCGCUCUUCUGAGACUUUAACAACUGAUUCUGUGGCAUUACUGAACCACCUCAGAGUCUCUUCAGCCCUGAACAAGACCUGCAUUCUUAGAGUUUAUUCAGGAGUUUAUUCUGUUAAUCAAACUAAGCAAAUUUAACUUCUCAUCAGACGUAAUAAAACGGAUAGAAUCCUAUCUUUCGAACUGUUCACAGUCUGUUAGGAUCAGUGACUCCCACUCCCCGCCCCUCGCUCUGUCCACUGGGGUACCUCAGGGUUCUAUUUUGGGGCCUCUGUUAUUUUCACUUUAUAUAAAUGACUUGCCCUCAGCAUACAGAUAUAUGCAGAUAUGCACAUGUAGCUGAAAAACUUCUAAACAAUCUCUGGCCCAUGUCUCUGAAUGGCGUAAAUAACGUAACAACGUAAAUAAAACAGUUUCGAUUUUAUAAUAAAGCAGAUAUUUAUGUGACAGGUGAAAAAUAUAAAAUGAUAAAAUGUGUUGUCUGAAUUUAAGCAUCUACGUAUCUUAACAGAUUCCAAAUUAUUAUUCAUGUUGUUUUGAGGUAGACCAUUUUAAGAUCUGUCCAGAGACAACGGAUGAAAAAAGGCCUUAAGGCUGAUUCUGGUGCAUUUACAGUAAUGUUAAUUAAUGUCCACUGUCCCUGUUAAAUAAGCUAUUAAAUAAAAUAAAUAUUCAGGAGUUUAUUCAGGAGUUGUUGGUACAGUGUAGUGUCAGUGAGUCAGAUUAGUCUCGGGAACUUGGUGUUAGGAAAGCAUUUUAGAGCAAAGGGUGCUUCUACAGACAGGAUAUCCUGAAAAGUAUUAUUCUACUUAUUAAUAUUGUAGGGCAAUAUGAUGAGCAGGAAGCGUGUCCCAUUAAGAAGAGAUACCUGCACUCAUCUCUUAUAUUUAAAAAUAACACACCAGUAAAACAGAUACUCAUUAUAAUGGUAUCUAUAAAUUUAGGAUAAACUUAAAUGAAAGAGAGCGUGUUAUAAACAAUAACUGGAUUACCAUUUCACAUUAGAGCUAAAAAUCAGCUGAAUAAUAGAAACUAAAGCUUAGCUGAACACAUGAUGGAUUAAAAAGACCUGUUUCUACAAUAAAACUAAUGAUCUGAUGAUAUAAUCUAAAUAUAUAUUUCUUCUUUAAGUGCUUAUACAUUUAAUGCUAUAAGUACUUUUCAUGAUGUUGCUCACAUAGUUUUACAGAAGUGCAGGCAAUUUAAUUUAAACAAAUUACUUUUAAUUACGAACUGUGAAGACUUCACUAAAAAGGGCAUUACUAAAAGUAUCUUUGUUUGAAAAAGAGAUUUGCUGCUUUUUGGUAUCUGCUAUUUUUUUAUUUGAUAUUUUUUAUUUUAUUUCAUAUAAUUUCUUUAAAAAAAAAAUCAAAAUGUGGUAAUAAAAAAAACAAUAAAACUUGAAAACAGAAAAAAAUCUAUCAGAUUUUAUAGGGCAGCAAUAGUGCCAUCUAGCUCUCAGAUUAGGAACUGCAGCCUUAAACUGCACUGCUGCAACCUGUAACAUGGAUCAUAUAAUCUGACCAGCUCUCAGCAUAGGCUAUAAACAUUGUCCAAUCACCAACUAGAUAUUUUUAUAUUUUUUCAGAAAUCAGUCAACACCAUUACAUAGCUGAUCAAUACAUCUGUCUCUGAUGACAGAUUGACAGAUACCAAAAAAAAAAAAAAAUCUGAAUAGAUUACAGGAGUAUUUAGAAUAUUACACAGCUAUUAAACCGCUUAAAUAUAAAUGUUAUAUUUUAAAUUAUUGAAAUAUUAAUUCUAUAAAAUAAGUAAUUUUUUUAUUUACAAUCCAGUUGAUCCCAAACUUCUGAAUGCUGGUGAAUCUGGAUCAGGACUUUGAGAAGUGUCUUUAGGAAUGCAGCUCUUGGCUCUUCAGGUUUAUGAAUUCGUUUAAUAGAUUAUAAUUUCAGUUCUUUGAAGAACUCGGGUAAAAGAGAGGUUAGAAAGCAGAAGCUUGUCUUGUAUUUCUCAUAAUCUGAUCAUUCUCACUCUGUACUUAAUCAAAAUAAUAUUAGCAUUAGCAUUCACACGGUUCAUUCAUGUGCUUCAGAAGUUGCUCAUUUUAAGGUUUAAAACAUGAGCUGCUCUUUUUUAAUUUUAUUUUUGUUUUUAUAUUUUGAUGUCAGCUGCCUUUUACAAAGUGUCAAUAUGUUAUAAUGAAAGACCAAUAGAAAUACUCCAAAAUACUGUUUAUAUUUUGAUAUGUGAAUACCAUUAUCAGCCAUAACAGCAAAGCCACACGUCUGAUGUUCAACAGGUCCGACUCAUUCUGCCAAAACAGCUCGGAUUUAUCAAUUAGAGAACUCUAACAGAAUGCUGUGGAUGUAUUUAUCUGUAUUAUCCUGGCACUGAGACUAGCAGCAGAUCUUCCAGUCCAGUCAGGUUUAGAUGGGCUAACCUUCACCAGUGUUCACCAGUUUUCUUUCCCACUAGGGGUGUCACGAUUCUCUAAAUCCUCAGGGUCAUGAUUCGAUUCGAUUCUUGUUUUUUUUUUUCUUGUUUUUUUACAGCAGAGAGGCCUAUGCCAGUUUUAGAUUAGUCUAUGGUCAGUCAUUGGUUUGAUUCAUCAAAUUUACAAUAUCUUAUUUCAAAAGGUGGGCUUGAUAUAAGUGAUGCAAAGUGAUACAAGUGAUCUGUAAUACACCACAUUAGGCACUAAUGAUCAAAUUUAAAUAAUUUAAUUAAGAUAUAUAUGUAAUGCCAUCUAGUGGCUUUUUUUGGUAGCAGCAGUGUGCACUAUUAAAACAGCAAUGUGCAACAUAACAAAAUAAAUAAUAAAAAAAUACAGGAACAGUCAUGUACAAAAUAAUAGAACAAUUAGAGCCUUAACAAACUGAACUCUACAGUCGGCUACAGUGUGCUGCACCGUUUGUGUAGCUUAGAGGGAGGGAUCAUCAAUCAUCUUUUUGACUUCGAGGCUCGAGACCAUGACAUAAGUUCAAUCGAUUUAGUUGAAAUAUUGAAAUCGUGACACCCCUAUUUCCCACUAGGAAUAUCUUAUAUUACACGCUAUUUCAGAGACGCUCUGAUUGUCUGGUCAUUAUAGUUGUACUUGUUGUGUUGUUUCUUCUUAAAAUCAAGGGCAUUAUCAAAAUAAUUCCCAGCUUUUGUUGGAAGAAAUGUAUUUAUUGUGGAGCAUAGCUGUGAGGAUCUGAUUGCAUCAUUCCAGAGAACACUGUUCCACUGCUCCACAGAUCAGUGCCAGGGGGUCUUUAUACCCCUGGGUUCACACUCCUGACUUUAAAGUGCCAAGAAUUCAUGUUUAUCUGCUCUACAGUGUUUAUUUAGUCCCUGUAGAAAAGUUUUGUUAAGAGAAUAAUUAAGCUGUGUGCACAUUUCUGCACAAAUUUGUCAAAUUAACUGGUGCAGCUAGUCACAGAGAGUCCACAAACAUUUGGACAUCAUACAGUGCAUCAAUCAAUGCAAUGUUAUUAAUUCACCUUUUAUGUGGCUUUAAUGUUAUGGCUGAUCUAUAUACCUUUUUUCUUUGUUGCUAAAGAAAAGGAAACUUCUUCUGUUUACAUCGACAGUUUUCUGUUGUCUGUAUUCUGGAAUAUUAUUCAUGUUCAAUGAUGUGCAUCAUUCCAUGUCGUCACUUUACACAAACCUUCUGAUCCUCCAGCACAAAUUUAUAUAAAUGUAUUUACACAAACAGCAAGUGCAGCAAAACACGGCCCAUUAUUACUUACACAGAGACAUGUUUAUAAAAGACGAGUUAAACAGGCCAUGUAAAUACUUUUAUUAGUGUUAUAUUACCACACUUUGCCCUCGCUGUCACUCUCCACCAUAAAUAUCCAUAAAAACUAAAUUAUAAUUGCUGUGUUCACUGUUUGACUGUAUCUGGGGCAGUUCAGUGAUGAAUCAGGUUUAUCUGACUUUAAAACCAUUCUUUUUAUUUGAGCACUGAAAGUGUUUCUGCACUUUGUGAAGCUUGAAUAUUAAACAUGUUCUUGGAAAGGUUUCGCGUGAUUCAGAGACGGAUCAGCUCGAGCUUCAUCACAACCAAACUCUUUUAGGAACGAUGGAUCUCACUAAUAACUGAUAACCUCAUUAUUUACAAAUAUUACUGGAAUCAAAUACCAAACAUUUAUUAAGGACCAUUUUGCUGUUAGUAUUAAGCACAUUAGUAUUUUCUACAUUAAAAUGUAUUUCUUUGCAUGUUUAGUUUGUUUUUGUUUGUUUGUUUGUUUUUGUACUUACCUCCAGGCCACUUUGGGCUUAUUAUGUUAUAUUUAAAGAAAUGUUUCAGAAGUCUAAACCGUUUGCACAGAUUUGGUUCCCCCCAUGUCUAAUAAUGUUUAUAUUUUUUAGAUUACAUAUAAAAUUUUCAAUAUGUGUAAUUACAGUUAAUAAACAAUGCUUUUGGUUCUCUA
Astyanax mexicanus (Mexican tetra) is the source of this 8077-nucleotide messenger RNA. It is a transcript of the gene zdhhc20a, whose product is annotated as zinc finger DHHC-type palmitoyltransferase 20a. Gene Ontology annotation, biological process: synaptic vesicle maturation; peptidyl-L-cysteine S-palmitoylation; protein targeting to membrane. NCBI's taxonomy places the organism in Eukaryota, Metazoa, Chordata, Actinopteri, Characiformes, Acestrorhamphidae. Gene Ontology annotation, cellular component: endoplasmic reticulum; Golgi apparatus. The record is from RefSeq and is a predicted model, not a curated record. The transcript has 14 exons. Gene Ontology annotation, molecular function: protein-cysteine S-palmitoyltransferase activity. The coding region runs from base 25 to 1143 and encodes 372 amino acids.